AGCAGCCUAUCUGAACAAAGUGGAGCGAGACAUUAGUGGGUAUGGAUGAAAUUUCAAGGCUGGCAAUUUUUAUGAUGGGGAAUGGCACGGACCAAGACUAUGAAGCACUGGAGGAAAUUUUUGCGUUUACCGCCCAAUCCGAACACGGCGACUACGCCGAAUACAAUUAUCUGGCGGCGAUAAUCUAUAGUACUCUUGCCGUCGGAGGCCUAGCAGUCAAUAUUCUCUUCUGCUGUGUUAUUUGGAGAACGGACAAAUUACAUACGGUGACACAUAUGUUGAUGACAAACCUAGCCGUUUCGAACAUCUUUUUUCUGCUUUUUCAUCCUCCAUAUUUCUUGACAACAUUCAUUUUACAGUCUAAUUGGAAAUUCGGGACACUAAUGUGCAAGGCUUCAUUUUCUGUAGGAUAUGUCACAGUAACCGGCUCAUUCUACUUCAUGUGCUUAGUAGCUAUUGAUCGAUGGCUAGCUAUAUUUUAUCGGAAGAAGAGAUUGGAUAGAAGGCGAUGUAUUUUUCUUACAACUGGAGCAUGGAUUUUAUCCGUCAUAGUUGCAUCUCCGUACAUUUACAAGAGUCGGGUACUAGAUAUGAGUAUUAUGUUAGACGACGAUCCACAAAAAGCUGUCAAAACGGGAAUGACUCGAUGUGGUGCACAAAGCAUGCCUUGGGAUGAUUUAGCGCUAAUUCUUACUAUAAUUGUACAGUACGUGGUUCCACUAGUGAUUAUGAUCCCUGCUUAUUCCCAUUUAUCAUAUUUUCUCUGGCAACGUCCUACAGUCGGAGUACAGUCUAAGGAACGAGCUCGAAAAGCUCAUGCCAGGAGAAGGCGCUUAACAAUCACGCUAAUUGCAAUUGUUGCCAUUUUAAUUUCUUGCUGGUCUCCUUUGUUCUCUGUAGGCAUCCUGCAUCGAUUUCAUCCUGAAUUCAGCUUUCCACUAUAUAAAAUCACAUCAAUGAUAGCUCUUUUGGGAGUUUUGUGUACUCCGCUGUGUUAUAUGGCAAAUGUUGGAUUUCGACAACAAAUGCUCCAACUUUUCCCUUGUCUUCGAGUAAAGGAGCGCACCAGCGAUCGUUCAACUCAACAUUUUCUUGGGAUUGUCUCCGAAGUAGCCGUUAGCAUUCCCAAUAAGGGAGCAGCAACGGUGGCUACAUGUAACACAACACUCUCAUCUGUCGUUUUGCAUAAGAAAGAACUAGGUGAACGGAUGGAAAGCGGGGAUUCUCCACGUGUAUCGAUGCUGCCAACAAAAAGCUCAGACACCGAUCAACAGAUCUGAUAAACGGAACGAUUCAGGGUUUU
Messenger RNA from Cylicocyclus nassatus, 1303 nucleotides. The record is from the annotation of a GenBank genome assembly. NCBI's taxonomy places the organism in Eukaryota, Metazoa, Nematoda, Chromadorea, Rhabditida, Strongylidae.